This is a messenger RNA of Planococcus citri (citrus mealybug), 3662 nucleotides long. RefSeq names its product DNA helicase MCM9-like. Gene Ontology annotation, molecular function: ATP binding; single-stranded DNA helicase activity; ATP hydrolysis activity. The record is from RefSeq and is a predicted model, not a curated record. The coding region runs from base 185 to 3421 and encodes 1078 amino acids. The transcript is spliced from 13 exons. Gene Ontology annotation, cellular component: MCM complex; nucleus. Lineage: Eukaryota; Metazoa; Arthropoda; Insecta; Hemiptera; Pseudococcidae. Gene Ontology annotation, biological process: DNA replication; double-strand break repair via homologous recombination.
AUUUUAGAAUAUAAAAUUUGAAAAAUUUGUCAUCUAAUUUUAAUUUUUUUCUUUACUAUUGAUGAAAGAAAUUGUCUCAAUUUCAUGAACAAACCACGAUGAACAUGAAGACUGUCGUACCACUUUAGUCAACGUCAUACUCUUGUCUCAGUUGUCUUUUUUCCAUGCAGAUUUAAGAAAUUUCAUGAUAAUGGAUUCAUCUUUAGAAGCACUCACAGAUUUAUUUGAAGAGUAUGUUAUCGAGAACCACUUCAACGAUUUGAUGGAAGUAAUGAAAAAAGAGGAUCCUGAGAAACAUUACGGAAUUGUGAUCAAUUUCAUCAUCUUAUUUGAGAAAUGCAUCGAACUUGGUCACGGUAUUCUAUCGAACGCUAUUCCUUUAGUACCAAAAUUGGAUUACAGAUUGGUGACAGCCCAACGAAAAAUUAUGGAAAGACUGUACGAUGACGAAAAAGAAUGUUUAAUUGUAAAAACCAAAGUACAUGUUCGUAUGACAGGGUUACCCGCUUGUCCCGAAUUACAUCGUACUAGUUUUCCUCGCAACAGAGACGUUGGCAGCUUCUUGAGAGUUUCCGGUACCGUGACCAGAGUAACAGCUCCGAAAAUGUUGGAAUAUAAAAGAGAUUAUACGUGUUCAAAGUGCAAGAAAACCAAUCGUGUUCAAGCAGAAUAUGAACAGUAUUAUUCAUUGAAACCGCCUGCUAAAUGUUUAAAUCCAGAAAACUGCCCUGGAACUAAUUUCACUCCCGUAAAAAUGAUAGAUCAGAUCAACUAUAAGGAUUAUCAAGAAAUCAAAAUUCAAGAGCAAGUAAGCAAACUGAGUGUGGGUACUGUACCUCAGUCAAUGUGGGCUACUUUGGAAGAUGACUUGGUGGAUACGUGCAAGCCGGGAGACGAUAUUGUUAUUUGCGGGACCGUAAUGAGACGUUGGAAACCUUCGUCAGCUGUAGGAAGUCGAGGAGAUAUUGAAGUGUGUCUCCGAGUCAGUCAUUUAUCUGUUUUAAACGAUCAAAAAACCUGGGUACUCGUAACCAAUGAAACGAUAUCACAUUUUCAACAAUUUUGGAACGAUCAUUCCAAUAAUCCUCUUCUAGCUCGUGACUUGAUCCUUGCUUCGAUCUGCCCUCAAGUUUUUGGAUUAUACUUGGUGAAAUUAGCGGUUGCAAUAGUUUUAGCUGGAGGCGUUGGUAAACAAGAAUCUACGAAUUGUCGUCUUAGAGGCGAGCCUCAUUUACUUUUAGUCGGUGAUCCGGGUACUGGAAAGUCUCACAUAAUAAGAUUUGCCUCAAAAAUAUGCUCCCGUUCCGUCCACACUACUGGGAUUGGCUCAACUUCUGCUGGUCUCACGGUGGCUGCUGUUCAUGAACAUGGUGAAUGGCAAUUAGAAGCCGGAGCUUUAGUGUUAGCUGAUGGUGGAAUUUGUUGUAUAGAUGAAUUUAAUUCAAUCCGCGAACAUGACAGAACUACAAUACAUGAAGCAAUGGAACAGCAGACAAUCAGCGUUGCGAAGGCUGGAGUUGUUUGUAAACUAAAUACCCGUUGUAGUAUUAUCGCAGCUACCAAUCCUAAAGGACAUUACGAUUCCAGCAUUCCCUUGAGCGUUAAUAUUGCCAUAGCUAGUCCUCUCCUAAGUAGAUUUGAUCUGGUGCUAAUAUUGUUGGAUUCAAAAAAUCAAAAAUGGGAUAAAAUCAUAUCGGAUUUUAUUUUCCAAGGAAAAGGACCAGUGAAAGAAAAUGCAAACACCUCACUGUGGAGCUUUGAAAAACUUCAAGAAUAUUUUUGUGUUGUGAAAACAUUAAAUCCGAAAUUGACUCCGGACGCAAAUGCAAUUUUAUGCUCUUAUUAUCAAGCUCAAAGGAGGGCAGACAGUAGGAAUGCUGCUCGAACUACCGUAAGACUGCUGGAGAGUCUUAUCAGACUAUCGCAAGGCCAUGCUCGCAUCAUGUUUCGAGAAGAAGUAUUAAUUCAAGAUGCUGUAAUCGCUAUAUCAUUAGUGGAAUCGUCGAUGGUAGGAACUACUUUAAUUGGAGAAGUUGACACCUUACAUACCACCUUUCCUGUAGAUCCAUUACUCGAGUACAAAAAACAAGCUCGAUCAAUUUUACAAAAACUUGGACUGAAUGAUCUUUUACAUAAAGAACUUGCUCAUAUAGAUCAGCUGCUCGUUAACGCUUCUCAGUCUGCAGCUGAAGUGGACAGAAACCACGAAGAAAUUCAACCUCCAGCACCUACAAAAGCUAAUGAAAAGCUGGCUACGAUCCUUACGAACAUUCGGAAAAAGAAAGAACGUACCAUUUUCGAUAGUUUAAUGCAUCGUCCACCUACGAAAAAAUCCAAAGCACCGAAAAAAUCUGAUGACCAAAGUGCUGAGAAACGUACAAAAGGACCUAAUCAUUCAGCGUACUUCAAUAUUUCGAAUUCUGAUUCCGAUGAAUCGUCACCAGCUGGGAACGCAAAUCGUCCUGAACCUGGAACAAAGAAGAAAAAAAAUCUGAAACGAAAACUUCCAUCUUUAGAGUCAUCAGACGAGAGCGAUUUGGAUACAAAUAACUUCAACGACGCUGAUAACGAUUUAUUCAAGACUGUUCUCGCUAGUCAAAAAUCGGAUUCCACUGAAACGAAUUGUUCUUCGGAAAAAAAGAGUAAAUCAAAAAAUGAAAAAGAUGUAGAUGAUUUAUUUUCCGAUUUUUUCAAUAGUCAAAAUUCAACAACCGAUCAAGUAAAUGAAACUCAAUCGGUGCCUCUGUUUUCCGAAUUUGUUGGAACGAAAGAUCAAGUAAAUGGGUCUGAAUCAGUUCCUCUUUUCUCCGAAUUCGUUGUAGGAAAAGAAACAUCGGAUGAUGCAGCAAAGAAAAAAGAAUCAAUCAACUCAGAAUUGCCUCAUCCCAGUACCACAAAAAUACCAAAAAAUAAUACCAGCGCUAAAAAAUUAUCAACACCAUCAAAUAAAAAUAUGGCUAUCCCAGGAUGCAGCGGAGUAAAAACAUUCAUUCAAAGUACAACUAAUAUUAAAAACAGCGCAAAGAAUAAUCAUGACAAAUUGCUCGAUAAUACUCAUACAUCACUAGACCAACCAGAAAUGCUAAAUAAGCCUCGCUCAGAUUCUGAACGGAUUAAACGUACAUCAUCUGAUUCGCAAUGCUCUUCCGGCGAACCUGAAAGAACAAAAAAAAUUUCCCUGGGUACAUUGAACAAACUACAAAAAUUUGCUUUUUCUAAACCAAAGGAUGAUCAAACUUCUGCAGUUUCGUCCAAUGCACCGGUUACCACUCAUCAGCAAACUGAGGAUACUGAAAAUGCUUCAGUCAAUUCGUUGAUUCCUUCGCCUCAAAUACCAGUUACCGAAAAGACUCAAGCGAAAAGUCAGUUCGUAUUCUCUACGUUUGAUGAAGACGAUCUCAAUUUGUUGGAUGAUAUUUAGAUGUUCGCUUUCUCUUCUAACUCAUCAAAUAAAAUCAUUUCAAAUAUUUUUUUUUCCUUUGAAUUGUGAUAAAAAUUGAUGUCUAGGAACUCUUACUUUAAUUUGUGUAUGCCUACGUCCUACGUUCUAUGUUUUAUUUGUCUUUCAUAAAAAUAUACCAAUUUAUGGUACUAUCUUCCGUCACAAGUCAUAUAUUUUAAUUAUUUUUAACAUUAAAAAUACACAAUUUUUAUUUUCAUAA